CAUCAUGACGCAGGAGCCACCGCAAGAUAUAUUAGACCUUCUGGAAGAUAAGAAUUACACCUCAUACAUCGCUGCUUCUUAUGUAAAAUACAUAGAAGGCUCUGGUGCGAGAGCGGUUCCAAUAUUCAUCAAUCAAGAUGACAGUUACUACGAGAAAAUGGCAUCCUCGGUGAAUGGAAUACUGUUUCCCGGAGGAGUUGUAUCAAUAACGAAUAGUAGUGCCUAUGGGACAGCUGCAGAGAAAAUAUAUGAUCACGUCAUCCAGGCAAACCAGGAAGGCACAUAUUUGCCUCUCUGGGGAACGUGUCUGGGCUUCGAAAUAAUAACAUACCUGGGAGCUAAUUACCAAAACUGGCUGCAGGGAUGUCACGCUAGAAAUAAGGUCGAUCAACUCACACUGCAACCAGGAUUCAUGGAAUCUCGAAUUUUCCAACAAAUGCCCGAUUACGUCAUCGACUACGUCAGCCUCCUGAAGACUACGGUGAACUUCCACGACUGGUGCAUAACUCCCGAGAAUUUCACAGCAUCGGGACUCUCAAAGGACUUCAAGGCCCUGGCCACCAGCUACGACCACGACGACCUCGAGUACGUGGCCCUUUUCGAACACAACCACCUCCCCAUCUUCGGGUCGCAGUUCCACCCCGAGAAGAACCCUUACGAGUGGGCGUCUGACGAAGGGCACUCGGCCAUCCCCCACGAUCCCUUUUCCGUGGGCGUCGCCCACUACUUCUCCAAUUUCUUCGUCAAUCAAGCUCGUUAUAACAAACAACACUUCGCGACGGUGGAGGAAGAGCAAGCAUCUCUGAUCUUCAAUUACGACACCAUUUUCACCGGAGCACUGGGCGCUGGUUACACAGAAUGUUAUCUAUUCCGUUAAAAAAUUCGAGGCGUUCCGGAAACGUAGGCCUACAAAUAAGUGCGACUAAACAAGAUCCUGUAGUAGUACUAAUGUUAAGCCAUGCAAGAUGCUAAUAUAUAACUGCGAAUGCAGUUACCCAAUGCUGAUAUUGUUACUUAAAGUAAUUGUGUAGCUACAGUACUAAUCGAAACCACCCAACCAUCUAUCUUGUCAUUGCGAUGACAGUAAUCUCGACAACCAAAUUUUUAAAUAUCGUUAUUUUUAUUUUACUGAAUCAGCGCUUAUCCAAGCCACUCUAGAUGAUACUUUAAUUUUUCAAUUAAUAUUUUGUCUUAGUAUUUGAAUAGUCUCAGAGCAGAUCUUGUACUUAACCACUCCACAUACAUGUACAUUUUGUGCAUUACUGUUUGCAUGUGCUAAGGUACAUACACUCUUAUAUGCCUUAAAACUAGAGCAGUAA
Macrobrachium nipponense is the source of this 1319-nucleotide messenger RNA. Its product is annotated as gamma-glutamyl hydrolase-like. Gene Ontology annotation, molecular function: gamma-glutamyl-peptidase activity. NCBI's taxonomy places the organism in Eukaryota, Metazoa, Arthropoda, Malacostraca, Decapoda, Palaemonidae. The record is from RefSeq and is a predicted model, not a curated record. The coding region runs from base 5 to 877 and encodes 290 amino acids. The transcript is spliced from 7 exons. Gene Ontology annotation, biological process: tetrahydrofolylpolyglutamate metabolic process. Gene Ontology annotation, cellular component: vacuole.